AUGGCUGCGUCCUCUGCUGCAGCGAGUGAGCUGCUAUAUAAAAUGAAUAAACAGAUGUUAAUAUUGUGUCCUAAAGCUUCACAUGCGAUCAGAGGAAUAAGCACAUCAAGCUCAAGAUGCGACAUUCAACCGCAGCUGCGAGCUAAACGUGCCGCCCAGCAGCUGGUGGGAGUGGUGGGCCUGGAAGUCCAUGCCCAAAUUAACUCCAACACCAAGUUGUUCUCCGGCUCACCGGCUCGCUUCUCAGCACCUCCAAACUCCCUGGUGUCACACUUUGAUGCAUCCUUACCAGGCACAUUACCCGUCCUGAACAAACGAUGUGUCGAGGCAGCAGUGAUGACGGGAUUGGCUCUCAACUGCACUAUAAACAGGAAGUCACUGUUUGACAGGAAACAUUAUUUCUACGCUGACCUCCCUGCUGGAUACCAGAUCACCCAGCAACGGCGGCCCAUCGCAGUAGACGGCGAGCUGACAUACAGCCUCCUCGGAGGAAAAAAGAGGAGCCAGGUGAUCAGGAAAAGUGUCAGCAUCAAACAGAUCCAGCUGGAGCAGGACAGCGGCAAGAGCCUCCAUGAUGACCUCCGCAGCCAAACACUCAUAGACCUCAACAGAGCAGGUGUAGGUUUAAUGGAGCUGGUGAUGGAGCCAGACAUGAGCUGCGGAGAGGAGGCUGCUGCAGCUGUCAGAGAGCUCCAGCUCAUCCUGCAAGCCCUGGGCACCUGUCAAGGCAACAUGUCUGAGGGCCAGCUGAGAGUAGACGCCAAUGUGUCCGUCCACAGACCAGGUGAGCCCCUGGGCGUCAGGACAGAGGUGAAGAACAUCAACAGCAUCCGGUACCUUGCCAGAGCUAUAGACUACGAGAUCCAGAGACAGAUCGAAGUCCUGCAGAGAGGGGGGACGGUGCAAAACGAGACCCGGGCAUAUGAUUCCAAAUCAGGAGAGACCAUUCCUAUGAGGGACAAAGAGGGUCUCCAGGACUACAGGUUUUUGCCAGAGCCCAACCUGCCCCCUCUGAUUGUGUAUGAGGAUAACGCAUCGCUGCCCACUGGCAUUGAUGCGUGCCAGGCGGUGGUGGUGCAGAAGAUAAGGGAAGGGCUGCCGGAGCUGCCCAGUGUCAAAAGAGACAGGCUGGUGCAAACAUACGGCAUCCUGCCUGAGCACAGCUUUACUCUAGUGAAUGAGGACGGGCUGGUGGAGUACUUUGAGGCGGUGUUGAAGGCGACCAAGAAGGAGCCGAGGAAGGUGAUUGGCUGGGUGACAAAUGAGCUGGUGGGUCACCUCAAACAGCAAGACAUGAGUGUGAGCCAGAGCCCAGUCUCUCCUUCGGCUCUGGCUGAGCUGCUGGAGCUCCAGGAAACAGGACACAUCUCCUCUACGGCUGCCAAGCAGGUGUUCCAGGAGAUGUGGACAUCACCGGGCAAGACGGCGCCACAGAUCAUCCAGGAGCAGGACUUGGGUCUUGUUAGUGACAUUGCACAGCUACACAGCAUCUGCCAGAAGGUGGUUGACUCGCACCCCAAUGAGGUUCAAGCCAUCAGAAAUGGAAACAAGAAAGUUCUGAACAAGCUGAUGGGUCUGGUUCGGAAAGAGACCCAAGGCCGAGCGGACCCAGUUCUGGUGAGGUCGAUUUUACAAGAGAAGACUUCAUGAAGAUCGGACUGCUCUGCAAGACUCAGCCGUAGCAUAAAACUAUUGACGGUCCAGCUGAAAAUGAAGCUACCAUCCUCAGUUACUGAGAGGUUGUAAAUACUGAACGUUUUCUUUGGACAACAUUCAUUAUCUCUUGUAUUUAUGAGUGUAAAAAGUUAUAAAGCUUUUCAGAUAAAAUACUUUGCAGCAGUGUGUUGUGUCAAUAUUCAGUGUAUAGGAUGGAUAAUAGAGUAAAUACGUUUUCAUACUCUGACCAGGUGAUAAGAUUUGAUGAGAUUUAUAUUGUAGAAAAAGCUGCUUGAAAAUUAAAGCACCUCAAUACACGCUGAAAAACUCAUUCAGUGUUUAAGAUGUUUCAAAUUUAAAUGGUCCUCUUAGAAAAUUAAGAUUUCAAGAACAAGUCCUCUGACCAGACCUGCAUAUACCUUAAUUCAACCCUUUAAAUAUAACUUUAUGUACCAUUGGCCACAGCCAUAUUGGCAAUUGUGGUCAUUUGUGAGGCCUGAAGAUCACACAGGCAGAAGAUGAAACUGCUGACAUGACAGAUGCUCUUUUAUCAAGAGAGGCAAACCGAACUUUGUCCUUCUGAGAGA
Plectropomus leopardus (leopard coralgrouper) is the source of this 2243-nucleotide messenger RNA. RefSeq names its product glutamyl-tRNA(Gln) amidotransferase, subunit B (gene gatb). Gene Ontology annotation, molecular function: glutaminyl-tRNA synthase (glutamine-hydrolyzing) activity. The record is from RefSeq and is a predicted model, not a curated record. NCBI's taxonomy places the organism in Eukaryota, Metazoa, Chordata, Actinopteri, Perciformes, Serranidae. Gene Ontology annotation, cellular component: glutamyl-tRNA(Gln) amidotransferase complex; mitochondrion. Gene Ontology annotation, biological process: mitochondrial translation; glutaminyl-tRNAGln biosynthesis via transamidation.